This is a messenger RNA of Halteromyces radiatus, 518 nucleotides long. RefSeq lists its product as uncharacterized. The coding region runs from base 146 to 469 and encodes 107 amino acids. Lineage: Eukaryota; Fungi; Mucoromycota; Mucoromycetes; Mucorales; Cunninghamellaceae. The record is from RefSeq and is a predicted model, not a curated record. The transcript has 6 exons.
CUGUUAUAAACUUCUUUUUUUUAUUUUGUAUAAAAAAAAUACCAUCUCUUGACUCUUCUUUGCAAACUGAAUCCUCAAUAUAUAUUCAACAGAUCAUGCAGCUAUAACAAUGGGACUAUAACUAUCAAAGUAGUAUUCCAGUGUAAUGCCAAUGGAAAGGCUAUCGAACAUAUCUAUCAAUUAUGGUUAUCAGCACAAACAGAACACAAUCAAGGGUAUUAUAUUUGAAGGCAUCCUUCUUAUCAAUAUGGUUUUCAUCAGCCUCGUUAUCCUCGUGGAAAUUGAUAUAGGCAUCAUUACUACCGUUGUCAUCCAUCAAAUAUUAUUGAUAGGUUGUCAUGAUACAUCGUCCAUCAGUCUUGUCAUGUUACUAUCAUUCAAGUGUUACGAUCAUUUUCAAGUAUGGUCAAUUACCGUACUCAAAAUCACAGAACCAAAUGAAAAUUGGAUACAUAAAAAAGAUGAAUAACUAUUGUAAUUAUAUUAUUAACAACAACUGGAAAGGGAAAUCAAUUUGU